GCGCUGUUCCCAUCCUACGUGAAUGCAGCAUAAACUGUUGAGGUGAUCCAUGGCAACAGAGGAGCAGCAACCAACCGCCGAGCCUGUCCUACACACUCUUCCCUAGCUAACACACACACGUACCUCCAAUUUCUACACACUCUCCGUCAAUGUAGCCGGAAUGCACCGAGGAGGAAUCACUCUUAACAGCCCCCGUUGAGACAUUUCGGUAUCAAGGUGACCGACCGGGAGCCAGUCAGCUACCCGACAACGGCUCCACAUCAGCGCCAGGUGACAGCAGACAGGACCCGCACCUCGGACCGCUUUAACGGACACAUUUUUGAACGGACAAGAUGGUAGUAGCUAACGUUUCUGGAGCUUAAAAAUAACACAAUUCCUCCUUUAUUGUUAUUGUUAUCCGGAGCUGAGCAACAUGAAACCAAUUUUUAACAGUUUGUGGGCUGAAAAGGCAUCAUAUUUUUGAUUAAUUUGUGUUGUGUCGUGGCAAGAAUCCGACACUGUCCCGGUCCUCUCCUCCGCCGCUCGCUGGCCGUCUCCUCACACCGUCCACUUUAUUAUUACAGCCCAUAUCUCUCUUAAGCAUCUGAAGCAUCAUCGUGAAGAUGGCGACUGGGUCGGGUUGGCAGCAGUAUUACUGCCCUGCCGGUCAGGGGAAAUUUAGUUCAUCCUCAGCCAGCAGCAUGUCCUUUCAGACCGGCAUCACCAUGGAAUAUACCCAAGACCUGCACCUGAAGAUGAGCAAGAAAAUAGCACAGCUAACAAAGGUUAUCUAUGCACUGAACACAAAAAACGACGAACACGAGGCGGCCAUCGCCACUCUGAAGGAGGCCCAUGAAGAGGAGGUGCAGCAGAUUCUCUCCGAGACCCGGGAGAAGAUACUACAGUACAAGAGCAAGAUCAGUGAUGAGAUGGACCUGAAGAGGCGGAUCCAGUCUCUGGAGGAGUCCAUGGAGCUCCACGAGAGGAUGAAGAGACAGGCACUGGCUGAGUUCGAGAGCUACCGUCAGAGGGUGGAGGACAUGCAGCUUUGCACUGAGGCUCAGCACACGCAGCGUGUGGUGUCCAUGUCAAGGGAGGUGGAGGAGAUGCGACGGUCCUUUGAGGACAAGCUGCGUACAUUCAGCCAGGCCCAGACCCAGUUUGAGCAGGAGAAGAGGGCUGCUCUGGAGGAGCUGAAGGCCCAGCACAGACAGGAGAUCCAGGAGCUCCUCCGCAGCCACCAGAGUCAGAACGCAAACUACAGUAAAGACCAGGAGAAACUGGGGCAGCUCCAUAAAGCCGAGGUUGAUUCCCUGACGGAGAGGGUGGAGGAGCUCAAACAGGACAAGAAGAGGCUGGUGGAGGAGUACGAGGCUAAACUCAGCAAGGCUCAGGCGUUUUACGAGCGCGAGCUGGAGGCCAUGAAGAGAACUCAGCAGCUGACUGCCGACAACCUGUUGGCAUGGAAACGCACCGAGGCCGAGCUGCGGCGGGAAUUCCAGACUCAGGAGGCGGCGCUCCAGAAAACCCUCGGCAAACUGAGGGCCGAGUUGGCCAGGGUAUCGGACGAAGCUCGGGAAAACCGGGAGAAGUCCCACAAGCUUCAGGCGUCCCUCAACACAGCUGAGAGCACCGUCAAGGACUUAACCAAGCAGCUGGAUGAGGUGACCCAGAACUCAGAAAUUGUGGAGAUCCGUCAGAAGGAAGCAGAAUGUGAACUCGAGGCAGCCAGAGAUCGCGUUCAGCAGCAAGCAACUGAAAUACUGCUCAAAGCCAGUCAGAUAAGCAGCCUGCAGGCCACCCAGAUGACCCAGGAAGCAGCCAUCAGGGACCUGGACAACGAGCGGAGCCGGCUGAAGGACAAAGUGCUGAGGAUGGAAGAAGAAAGGGAGUCCCUGCAGAGCCAGAGCCAGGCGCUGGAUGAAAGACAGAGAGAACAGCUCCAGUCCCUAGAGAAGACCCUGCGUGAGGAGAAGUUGUCCCACGAGAAGGAGAUGAACAAUAUGCGAGCUCGAGCCGAAGAGGAGGCUAGCCAGAUGAAGGACGGCCAGGCUCGGGCUCUGGAGGAAGUCGCCAAGAAACACAGAGUGACCCUCGAGAAUGCUCUCAACAACGCCGAGAAGGACAAGAACCGCAUGCUGGCUGAGCUGGAGCAGCAGUUUGAGAGGGAGCGCCUCUCGCUGGAGGAGCAGAAGACAAUUCUCAGGCAGCAGUUGGAUGAGCUGAGUCAGGAGCUGACCUCUAAACUCACUGCAGCCAAUGAGGAGGUGGUCCGGCUGCAGGAGGAGGUGCGGCAGGGGGAGCAAGACAUCGGAACAGCAGAGGGACAGAUCUCCACCCUGAAGGAGGCGCAGGACAAACUGCUGGAGGAGCUUGACGCUACCAGGGCCCGACUGAGAGAGACCAGCAACCUGCUGACUGCACUGCAGGGAGAGUUGGAGACCCAGAAGCGUCAUCAUGAAGCCAAACUCAUCACCACCAAAGAAGAGGAGAAACUUAAGAUGGACAAGAUGGCUCUGGAGCUGGAGCUCAAAUGGACUGAAACACUCAGGCAGGAGUGUAAGAAGCUACGUGAGGAGCUGAGAGAGGACCACGAGGAGGACAAGGCCUCAGCGCUGAAUCAGCUGGCACAAACCAAGGAGCAGGAAAUGAGCAACGCCAGAGAGAGCUGGCAGAGGAAAGUGGAGGACCUGCUGGAACAGAUCUCCCUGUUGAAGCAGAGUCUGGAGAUGCAGCUGUCCCAGUCGCAGUCGUCGCUGCAGCAGCUGCAGCACCAGUUCAGCCAGGAGAGGGAGCACCUGAGGAUGCAGCUGGACGAGCUGCAGACGGAGCACCAGAGGCGACAGCAGCGUCUGCAGGAGGUCCACUGCUGCUCCAUGCAGGACAUGGAGCACGCCAGGCAGAGGGACCUGAAGGAGUUGGAGGAGCGUCUCCGCCAUCAUCACCAUGCAGAGCUGCAGUCUCUCAGAGAGGCUCAUCGCCAGAGCAUCGAGACGCUCAAACAGCAGUCAGAACAAGAGCUGCAAACACUCCGCUUUGAACUGGAAGACGAGGGCAAAGCCAUGCUGGCCUCUCUGCGAUCAGAGUUGAACCACAUCCAUGCAUCAGCCAUCGAACACCUGAGACAAACCCACCAACAAGAGUCAGCUGCUGCCAAGGUGGAGCUGGAGAAAACACUGGAGAACAACCGGAUACAGGAGCGUGAGCUGUUGGGCCGGAUCACCGAGUUGCAGGAGGAGGUCUCCAGGAGGAAGAACCACAUCGCUCAGCUGGACCACCAGAUCCACACGCUCAAUGAAAAUAUCAGCACUCUGACUAAAGAGCUGGAGCUCAAGGGCAAGGAGGUGCUCAAGAUCCGCAGCGAAGCCAAUCAGCAGAUCAGGGCUCAUGAACAAGAGUUGACGAAGAGGCACGAGAGGGAGCUCGCCGAAAUGAGCGCUGUCCACAGCAGAGAGACGCAGAACAUGCUGUCAGACUUCAACAAAGCCCAGGAAGUGCUCAAAGACAAGAUCUCCGCCCUUCAGAUACUGCUGGAGGGUACAGAGGAAAAGUUCAGGAACAGGGAGAGUCGUCCUGAAGAUCUGCAGCUCAUCGCCGAGCUUAAGGACAUGGUGUCUGAGAGAGAAUCUCUAGUCAAGAAACUGGUGGACGAUAAGAAGUUCUACCAGCUGGAACUCGUCAACAGGGAGACCAACUUCAACAAAGUGUUCAACGCCAGUCCUAACGUAGGAGUUAUCAACCCGCUCAUUAAGCAAAAGAAAAAGAAUGAGAAAACAGCAGCCAGCAGAUUCAGCAGCUCUCCUAGUGUCAGGGCUCUGGAGGCAGCGGGUAUGGGCGUGGGUGUGGCGGGUUCAGGAAGUGGGCAGUCCCCACAGCCCCCACCCCCGCCCCCAGCCCAGCCAAGCCGCCUAGAGCCCAUCCCCAACUCCCCCCUUCACCAUCUUGAACUCAACUCCAACAAACCUCUUCCCCCGCCGACCCCUCCCACCGAACCCAAGAAAUUCAUGAGCCCUCCUGAAACGAAGGACUCUGCCAUCGACUCCCCGGACGCCCAGCGCCAGGAGUGGUUCGCUCAAUACUUCUCCUUUUGAUUGACCACAAACCUGCAAACACAAGGAUUCAGCAUGUCAACCAAACUUAAAAAAAUGAAGAAAAAACACAGAAAAAAGAGAAAAAAUUGUUAAAACUAUUUGUUCUUUAUUGUCAUUGAUCGGUUCGGGGAUCAGUUCACUUUGAGUUCGGCCAACUGAGACUGUAAUUAUUGGUUUGAGAAUUGAUUCUCACAGAGAACUCGAUGUCAUUCACUUUGGUUAAAAAAUAAAUAAAUUUAAAAAAUGUAAUGAUUAUCCACUUCCUGUUGUUGACUGAGGUGAAACUGAAUUGAAUCCGAACCCUGACCGUCAAAUGUCAUCACUCUGAUCUGAUUUGAUUGUUUGAUUAUCUCUGAUUGUUUCACUGUGGACGAGUUUCUCUCUUAGUACAGUGACAAUGAUCAUCAGUAUGUUUGAUGUUAAUUUUAUUUAUUUACUUCCUAACUUAUUUUGCAGUUUCUCGGAACUAGAAAAAAAUGAGUGGUGCAUUAUCAUGCUGCUAAUUGCCAUUGUUGGACUACAGUAAGAAAUAUAUAUAUAAAGAAAUAUACGGUAGGUUAUUGUGCUCUCUCUGUACGUGGGCCCACUGCAUACAGCAUCUUAGACUAGGAGCGCUGAUCUAAGACCAGUUUGCCUCCUCAUUUAUGGUGACAUUUACAUGGACCUGAUCCUAGAUCAGUUACACUGCUCUGAUAUGCUCCAUGAAUACAGGCUCUGAUUUUAGGACGGCACCAUCAUGGCAAGUUUGUUACAGCUGCAUAGAAGUUUCAGCAGAUUUUGGUAGAAUAUUAAAACCUGUUUGUAUGGUUGUCUGUCUCAACACAGAUAUAAUGAUGUCUCACCAAUUUUAAAAACAAAAAUAGCAUAUUUUAUAUUUAUAUUAUAAUGUGUAUGCUUAAUAAAUAAUUAUUGUGACA
Molecule: messenger RNA, 4987 nt
Organism: Epinephelus lanceolatus (giant grouper)
Lineage: Eukaryota; Metazoa; Chordata; Actinopteri; Perciformes; Serranidae
Gene: fam184ab
Product: family with sequence similarity 184 member Ab
Source: RefSeq, a predicted model, not a curated record